Trichosporon asahii var. asahii CBS 2479 is the source of this 2172-nucleotide messenger RNA. RefSeq lists its product as uncharacterized. Bases 1 to 2172 code for a protein of 723 amino acids. Gene Ontology annotation, molecular function: thiamine diphosphokinase activity; ATP binding; thiamine binding. The transcript is spliced from 4 exons. Lineage: Eukaryota; Fungi; Basidiomycota; Tremellomycetes; Trichosporonales; Trichosporonaceae. The record is from RefSeq and is a predicted model, not a curated record. Gene Ontology annotation, biological process: thiamine metabolic process; thiamine diphosphate biosynthetic process.
AUGACCGCGCGCCAGCCCGAGCUUCACGUCUCGGCGCUAUCGCCAGCGGAAUAUAAGGCGUACACGCGGUACCUCGACCUGCUGCUUCUGGCGCAGGCGGCACAGGGAGACGCCGGCAUCGACCCCGAUGGAACGGCACGCUUCGAGCGCGGUGUCGUUCGAGACUUCGGUGCGGGAAGGCUCGAUGUGCCCAAGCCGCUCGUCGAUGACGUCUUGCGCCUGAUUCCCGGACGCGAACGCCUUCAGGCCGGACAAGUGUACGCCGUCUUGCGUGCGCUCGCGCAUGCUGCUGGAGGCAGGCGGCCGGAGCUCGACCUCGUGUUUGUGCCUGCCGAGCCGCUUCCGCUCGAUCCAGCAUCAGCGCCUCCACCAGCGCCGCCGCGUCGUGCCCCGGCGCAGGCGCCGGAACACAAGCGCCGCCCGUCCCUCCCUGCCAAGCCGAAGCCGCCCUCGCCCCCGCGGCGCUCGAGUAACCGGCGUUCAUUACCCGCCAACUCGGAUCCGUUUAGGGACGCUCCGCCGCCGCCGCCUUCCCCGCCUGGCGCGUCUGGCGCUCUCCCCCCGAAGCCGGAGUUUGAGGGCGGCGGCGUUCCCAGCAAGAACCCAUUCCGAAGUGGCACCGAGCGGAAUGUUUUCGAUGAUAGCAAGAAGCCACUGCCGCCACUGCCCGCCCGGAAGCCUUCAAUUCGUCCCAACCUCCCCCCGCGAACAAGACAGAGAGCGUCGAGCACAAGCUCGUCAUCGACGCUUGAGACGAGCGGCCGUCCCCCAUCCGGUCUUAUUGCUACCAGCCUUGCGGCCGCGCGGGCGGCACCUGUAACCGAGCCGGGAUCCUCGGUUACCGUCCUGCGCCGAGCAAAGACGACCCGAGAGUCUAGUUCUCGCUAUGGCGACCUGAGUGCUGCGAGCGGGGAGCGGGAGAAGCGUCCCGUGAAGGACCUGGCGGAUGAAGUCCAGCGCGCCGUCAGCCAAAGUGGUGUCGACCCGCCUCCCCCGCCACCGCAGCGCCAUCCCUCUGCCAAGGGCUCACGACCGGCACCCACGGUACGCACUUCGUCCAACUCUGCCUCGAGCUCCACUACUCCUGUCCCUGGUCCCAGGACAAGCUCCAUGUCCGCCCCUGCCGCGAGCUCCUUCACGCAAACGGCGGAGCGAUACCGGCGCGAGUACCCCGGCCUGCGGACGUGGUCCCUCACGGGUCUGCUGAGCGACACCGGACGGCCGUUGCGGAACCCGCUAGCUCUGAUCAUUCUGAACCAGCCGAUCACACGCCUCGACACGCUUCGGCGGGCCUGGGCUGCUAGUUCGGUCCGACUCUGCGCUGACGGCGGCGCGAACAGACUGUACGAUGCGCUCUCACCCUCCGAGCGCGAGAUCAUGCUCCCUACCAUCAUCAAGGGUGAUCUCGACUCGCUCCGUCCCGACGUGCGGGCAUACUACUCCUCGCGCGGCGUCAAGAUCAAGAAGGUGGCGGACCAGGACAGCACCGAUCUGCACAAGUGCAUCGACGAGGUGGAGUCGAUCGAGUCCGCCUCAGGCACGACAUUCAGUCUGCUCCUCUUCGGCGGUCUCAGCGGCCGAUUCGACCAGACGAUCGCAACGUGCAGCACAAUGCUGAAGAUGCAGCGCAAGGCCGCCACUUUUAUCAUCUCCGAAGACUCGCUGGCGUGGUGUCUCCCCCCCGGAGCGCAUCUAAUCGAAAUCGACCAGACCACGAUGGGCGAGACAUGUGGCCUCCUGCCCCUCUCUGGCCCGAGCCAUAUCCGCACCGAAGGCUUGAAGUGGGACUUUGACUGGCUGUCGUCGAUGGACGGGCCCGUGUCGAGCAGCAACCACGUGACGGACAAGGACGCGUUCGUGCACACCUCGGCGACGAUCUUCUGGACUGUCGAGAUCCGGCCCGACCUGCCCGCUCCCCGGCGCAGUAGCGGGACUGUGGAGGAGGUGACGCGGGGCGUGCGCGAGCUCGGGUCCAGAGUCGGCAGUGUGGGACGGGAGAUGGGGCGCGAGGUCCAGCGCCGUAUCAGUGUGCAGCGCGACAGGCCGCAGAGGGAGGGCUGGGACAGUGACGGGGAUAGAGACGACGUGAGACUCAAUGAUUACGGGGGCAGGACGGGGGGCACGCAUACCCUCCAUGACCAUGAGGAGGAUGGGUAUGCCCAGCUUGACUAG